CUGAAAAACACAGAUACAACACUGAAACCGGGUGUAUCCAUCUCCUUUCCGUCAUUGAUCGUAGCAAUUUCAUUUUUCAGGCCAGCGGGCGGGAUGGCAACUGCACCAGCACCUCUUGAUAUAUUGUCCAUGGGUUUCAGUGUACCCGAUCCUUUUGCACCCAGACAAUCACCUCGAGGGACCUUCGUCAACGCUGUGCUCGCCACUGCACUAUUCCGAUGCUGGCACAUUCUGAUAUUCUUCUCUGCAUGGGGAACGCUUAUCACCAUCCUCAAUCACCAGGGCCAUGAGCUUUACUUUACGGCGACGCUCCUCACUGUGGUCGGUACCGUGCUUGGUUUCGUCAUAUCUUAUCGUACAACUUCGUCGUUCGAGCGGUAUAACGAGGGUCGGCGGUUAUGGUCACAAAUUAUUUUGGCGAGUCGGACUUUUGCUCGAACGGUGUGGUUCCAUAUACCAGAUCCGCCUGCGACGGAAUCUGCUUCUGCAGAGGAGCUCAAGGCACGAGCGAUGGUAGAGAAAAAGACCGUCAUCAAUUUACUCGAGGCAUAUGCUGUGGCAAUCAAGCAUUACUUGCGUGGGGAAGAUGGUAUUUAUUACAAUUUCUUCCCGCCUAUGCGCUUCCUCCAGGCAUACCCUCUCAUCCGGACCAGAAGCAGAUGGAUGAAGGGACAUUCGCUCGCUCCGACGGAUUCUCCCGUACAACCGACGGCCAACGGCAAUCGCCAGUCUUUAGAUCGUCCUUCCGGUGGCAACCUGCUGCAUCACAGAACCUCGGUAUCCUCCGCGUCGGCUCCAGCAGGUCUACCCCUACCAGCGACAAGCCCGAUCUCCAAGAAGCCCGUAUUCUUGGAGCAUUGGAGGAGCCCAGAGCCCAAGGGACGUCACGCGGACCCGCACAAAGAUAAGAUGAUAUUGAACAAGGCCGACGAAGCUUACCUACUACCAGCUAGUAUGCCUCCAAAAUACCACUUGUUCGAUCUGUUCCCGUUCUCGUUAUUCAUCCAGCUUCUCACCAAGCGGGGUAAAGAAAUCAAGGGCAAGAAGGCAGCCAGGAUAAGGGCUAAGAUGAGGGACAGAGGACAAAUAUCCCUGUAUCUCAGUUCAUAUAUAUCAGCGCUCCAAAAACGGAAAACGAUGGACGUACCUACGACAAACACACUGCUGGCGGCGCUCAAUCAGCUUGUUGACAGUCUCACCGGUCUCGAACGUAUUCUCACGACACCUAUCCCUUUCUCUUACUCCAUUCACCUCUGGGUGGUAACAAUCCUGUAUAAUUUGUGUUUGCCAUUCCAGAUCUGGCAACCCUUGGGGUGGAUCACCAUUCCAGCCUGUUCGAUUCUGAGCUUUAUAUUCUUCGGGUUCCUGGUGGCUGGGGAAGAAAUAGAGAAUCCCUUCGGGUAUGACAAGAACGACCUGAACAUGGAUCAUUUCACUUCGAAUAUCAUCCGCAAUGAACUCAGGGCCAUUACCUCGGCGGCGGCGCCAGAUCCUGCUCGCUGGGCUUUCGCUCCAGAAAACGAUCUGCUGUUUGCCACGAAUUAUGACAAGGACGAGCGGGUAUCACCGGAGGAGUGGGCACGAAGAGGGUCUACACAGAUGCAGGCUGCUGCAAGUUUUAUCUAACGAUAUAUCCUUUGGGCACUGGCGCUUUUUAAACAUGGACCCGGCCCGCAGACAAAAGUGAUCCUGGAGGACAAGAUGGAUGCUCUCCGGACAAUUAUCAAAAAUUAACGUUCUUUGCUACGUUGGACUUUUAAAUCUUCACGCUAUAUAUAUAUAGAUGUAUCCACAUCAUCUACCUCACUUGCAUAUUUUAUAGAGUACCUACAAUGUCAUCACAUGUUUUU
This is a messenger RNA of Desarmillaria tabescens, 1850 nucleotides long. Its product is annotated as Bestrophin, RFP-TM, chloride channel-domain-containing protein. Gene Ontology annotation, molecular function: chloride channel activity. NCBI's taxonomy places the organism in Eukaryota, Fungi, Basidiomycota, Agaricomycetes, Agaricales, Physalacriaceae. The coding region runs from base 94 to 1626 and encodes 510 amino acids. The record is from RefSeq and is a predicted model, not a curated record. The transcript is spliced from 15 exons.